AUGCUUCGACGCGCAUCUGGUCGUGGUCGCGGUUUUUCCGAUGCCGCUGUCGCUGCCGCCGCAGAAGUCGCUGCCCCCAUCGUCGCUCCCCCAGCUCCUGUCGACGCGGCCGCCUCUCUCUUGGCUGCUCUUCAAUGGGCCAAUCCAUCGCUCGACCCUGCGACUCUUGCCGCUGCUCUCGCCGCUCUUGCUGCUGCGCCUGCCGCAGUUGCGGCCGUUCCCUUGCCGGCAGUCGCGGCUUCGUCCGCUGUCAUUCCUCCGCCGCCCAGACGCACAGCUAGUGGCGAAGCCACGAUAGGUGUCGCCGCCCCUCCCCCAGCUCGGGAGACUCCUGUGCCUCCUCCUGUCCGUUCGAUCAACGUCGGUCCCGCUCGUGCUCUUCCCGCGACGAACCCUGCGACUGGCGCUUCGUCUGAUGCGCAGGCGCGCGCGAAAGCGCGUGCCGCUAUUCUGGCGCGCCUCGACGCCGAGGAGGAUGAGGACCUCGGUCUCGAUGACGACGACGAAAAGGAAUUUUUCGGAUGGUGA
This is a messenger RNA of Drechmeria coniospora, 528 nucleotides long. RefSeq lists its product as uncharacterized. The record is from RefSeq and is a predicted model, not a curated record. Bases 1 to 528 code for a protein of 175 amino acids. Lineage: Eukaryota; Fungi; Ascomycota; Sordariomycetes; Hypocreales; Ophiocordycipitaceae. The transcript has a single exon.